Cyprinodon variegatus (sheepshead minnow) is the source of this 1972-nucleotide messenger RNA. It is a transcript of the gene mettl25b, whose product is annotated as ribosomal RNA adenine dimethylase domain containing 1. Gene Ontology annotation, biological process: rRNA modification. Gene Ontology annotation, molecular function: rRNA (adenine-N6,N6-)-dimethyltransferase activity. The record is from RefSeq and is a predicted model, not a curated record. The transcript is spliced from 8 exons. NCBI's taxonomy places the organism in Eukaryota, Metazoa, Chordata, Actinopteri, Cyprinodontiformes, Cyprinodontidae. Bases 37 to 1773 code for a protein of 578 amino acids.
AAUCCAUUUGAAUUUCGUCUGAAACGCUGCAUUGUGAUGCUAACGUAUGUUAGCAUUAGCUUAGGGAAAAGUCUCAUGUCAGCACAGCAGCCACUGCCAACAACACAAGAUGUGGGCGAGUUUACAGCAACUUUUACUGCAGAACAACAACGGGAAUUGGCGAAGAAAAUAACCGCAUUUUUGUCUCAUUACGGUUAUCUGUCCGACUCCUUUAUUAUUGAGUUCUUUACUGAAAAUCUGUGGCAGACGUUACCGAGCGCGUGGCAAGCUGUUCUGCAGGAUCUUUCCUAUCUACAAACUGCAGAUCUACUGCUGGAUGCUUCUCCUGGAGACAGGAGGUAUCCAUCAGUGUGGCCCCUGUCCCUGCUGGCUUUCCGUUCCACCGCCCAUGCCCUGGCGUUUCCCAGAGGAUCGAGGCCGCAGCGAGGCAGGGCGACUGGUUCAGGGAAACCCGACGAGUUCCUGAAAAACCACAGUCAGAGUUCAUUACUGGGCCACAUCUUCAGGAAGCACGUAAAACCCAAGAAACAGCAUGAGAUCCGGAAGCUCGGCGUGCUUGUUAAGCAACUCUGUGACCAGACAGGCUGCAAGAAAGUGGUGGACGUGGGCUCUGGUCAGGGUCACCUGACCCGUUUCCUGUCCUUUGGGCUGGGUCUGUCUGUGACUGCCAUCGAAGCUGAUCACACCUUAGCUGCUAUGGCUUCCAGGUAUGAUGCAGAGUUACUGUGGGUCCUGGAAAAAGAAAACCGGAAAAAGGGCUGCUCCUUUCAACUUCCUGAAGAACAUUGUGUUCCACGGCACAUCGCUGGUUGGGUAAACCCCAAGGCAUCAUGGGAGGCUUUUAUAAAGCAACUAAAAGAUGCAGAUCAUGUCAUUGAGGGACCCCAAAGUUGGUCUGGACCAAGCAAAAAAAGACGUUCAGAUGUAACCCAGAAUUCAAAACCUGGUGGUUUUUCACUGAAUCCAAACAUGGCUGAUGGUGAACAGAUCCUGUCUGAGGGAAGCUGUUCUUCAGACAUCCAAUCUGUUUCUGUUAUGAACCCGGAGGAAUGUUGUGACUUUGUCCUGACUGGGCUCCAUGCCUGUGGAGACCUGAGCGCCACUCUCCUCCGCCACUUUGUCAGCUGCCCUCGAGUUCGUGGCAUCACCUCUGUGGCAUGUUGCUACAUGAAAAUCACUACCAAAGAAAACCCCGCCCCUCCAGGACUGAUCUCUCCUCCCACUCCGCCCACACCUAGCUCUGAGUCGUUUCCCUUUGAGUUUGGCUACCCCAUGAGCUCCUGGGUCAGAGGUUUGCAUGGCCAUCAGCUCUCCUAUAAGGCACGGGAGGGGGCGUGUCAUGCUGUGGAGGACUAUGUGCGGAGGCUCAGGGAGGAGAGCCAGCUGCUCAAGACCCACUGUUACCGAGCGAUACUGGAGACGUUCAUCAGGGAGGCGAGACCAGAUCUCCGCAGGGCAGGAAUCCAGACCAUAAAGAAAGCCCACUUGUUAGCUUUUACUGAGUAUGCACGUCUGGGCCUGCCUCGGGUCGGCCUUCCCUCUGAUUUACCCCUGGACCAGGAGCGGGUGGAGGCCAUGUUGAAACAGCAGAACAAGGUGGUGGUUUACUUCAGUCUGAGCCUGCUGCUAGCUCCUGUAGUGGAGACCUUGGUGCUGCUGGACAGGAUGAUCUAUCUGGAGGAAAACGGAGUGAAGAGUCAACUAAUUCCUCUCUUCAAUCCAAACUUUUCCCCAAGAAACUUUGUGCUGGUUGCUCUGAAGCCGUCCAGAUAGUUGAAACUACUGUUAACCUGUGAUUCUGCUCUCCGCUCCCCUGAUCCAACCCCCCAGGCUUUUCAUUGGUGUGUUUACGUGUUUUAUGAAUAUCUUCUGAGAGUAAAACUAUUCAGGGAUACCACUAUAUGCUUUAGAUUUUAAUAGUUUUGUUUUAUUUAAGUAUUUUAUUGAAGGGAAAGAUGUUUGAUGACACUGA